AUGCACUUCCACUCUCUAUUACAUCUUGCCACGGUCCAACUGGCCCUUCUGGAUGUCGUAGCCGCGUCUCCCGCCGGUGUUUCUCGCGGCUGGCUUUCUGCGAGGCAGGAUGAUGUUGUCCCCACUCCAGAGGAAAACGAGCGUGCUGCUCAAAUCAAAGAUGUCUUUACCACGGCCUGGGAGGGGUACUACACUUUUGCUUUCCCGAAUGACGAGCUGAGGCCGGUCAAUCGGACGUUCAUCAGUAGAUACAACGGAUGGGGAUUGACGGUGGUGGAUGCUCUGAGCACGGCCAGUAUCAUGGGCCUUCAAUCCAUCGUUGACAGGUCUUUGGAGUUCAUUCCAACAAUCGACUACACUCGAGAUUCCACAAAUCGAAAAUGUAGUUUGUUUGAGACAAACAUCCGCCACCUUGCGGGCCUUCUCUCCGCCCACGACCUUCUGACUGGCCCACUGGCGCAUCUAGUCAAGAAUAAAACUCAAGCCGACGCACUUCUCCCGCAAGCACGCACCUUGGCCGACACUAUCAAGUUCGGCUUCGACACACCAACGGGCAUUCCGGCCAACAAUCUCUACAUCAACAACCGCACGACGGACGACAGAACGGACAACAACAUCGCCCAAGUCGGCACUCUCGUGCUCGAGUGGACUCGCUUAUCCGACCUAACUAACAACUCGGAGUAUGGUGAACUGGCGCAGCGGGGCGAAUCUUGGCUGGUCAAUCCACGAGGACCUUUCGGCGAGCCGUUUCCGGGGCUGAUUGGUUUGGAGAUCAACAUCACGACGGGGAGGUUUACGACUGAAGAAGGAGGGUGGAUUGGCGGGGUGGACAGUUUUUACGAGUAUUUGAUCAAGAUGUUUGUGUACGACCCGACGAGGUUUGAGUUUUACAAGGACAGAUGGGUGACAGCCGCCGAUUCGAGCAUCAAGUAUCUCGAGUCGCACCCCAACACCCGACCCGACCUCACUUUCCUAGCCUGGCACAACGGCACCCGCGUAGAAGGAUACAGCGAACAUCUCGCGUGCUUCGACGGCGGCAAUUUCAUCCUGGGUGGCCUGGUGCUGCAGGAGCAGCGGUACGUCGACUUCGGGCUGAAGCUGGUGGACGGUUGCGAGGCAAUUUACAACCAGACCCUGACCGGCCUCGGCCCCGACAUCUUCCGCUGGGACCCGGUGGGCAGCAACCAGAGCACCGUACCCGCCAACCAGACGGCCUUCUACCAGCGCGCGGGCUUCUACAUCGACGCCGGCAGCUACGGCAUCGGGCCCGAGGCGCUCGAAUCCUUCUACUACGCCUACCGCGCCACCGGCGACCGCAAGUACCAGGACUACAUCUGGAACGCCUUCCAGAACCUCAGGCAGUUCGCCGCCGUGGACGACGUGGGCUUCAGCAUCCUGCGCGACGUCAACGCCCCCGCCGGCGGCGGCUUCGGGAACUACCAGCCCAGCUUCUUCCUGGCCGAGACGCUCAAGUACGCGUAUCUAGCGCAUGCGCCGCAGGCGGCCGUCCAUGUGAGUGGCGGGCAAACGGCGGAUGCGCAGGAUUGGGUCUUCAAUACUGAGGCGCAUCCGAUGAAGGUGGUUAGGUAA
Messenger RNA from Lasiodiplodia theobromae, 1590 nucleotides. Its product is annotated as Glycoside hydrolase family 47. The transcript has 6 exons. The coding region runs from base 1 to 1590 and encodes 529 amino acids. Lineage: Eukaryota; Fungi; Ascomycota; Dothideomycetes; Botryosphaeriales; Botryosphaeriaceae. Gene Ontology annotation, molecular function: mannosyl-oligosaccharide 1,2-alpha-mannosidase activity; calcium ion binding. The record is from RefSeq and is a predicted model, not a curated record. Gene Ontology annotation, cellular component: endoplasmic reticulum; Golgi membrane. Gene Ontology annotation, biological process: carbohydrate metabolic process; N-glycan processing.